Molecule: messenger RNA, 713 nt
Organism: Hypoxylon fragiforme
Lineage: Eukaryota; Fungi; Ascomycota; Sordariomycetes; Xylariales; Hypoxylaceae
Exons: 1
Coding region: 320-565 (81 amino acids)
Source: RefSeq, a predicted model, not a curated record
AGCUAACCGGAACGGGGGCUAUCUCGACGACGAUGUCUACUUCGAAUGGACUAAGGCGGAUGCUACAUGACCUUGAAGGAGUAUAUAUCCAGAACCUGACCGGGAAGUCAGAACAUACGUGAUAAAGCAGUCCGUCCCGCAAUUAGUGCCUGUACCAAGUCGGAAUAUCCUCAGGAGUAGGUGGAAGCUUUGAUCCCAACCAUGAAUCCAUAGGGUUGUCUUCAAAUACGUUAUGGCUUCUUGUAUCGACGAAGCGACACAUGCUAGUCAGAUAGUAUAAACGUCCAUCACCAUUAUACACCCCCCACUAUCUGUGGCUAUGGAUAAAAGCAUAAAGCCCCAGCAAUCGGCUGAAAUGCCGAUAAUGCCUGAUGCCGUAGUCAACAUGCUUGAUCGGGGCGAGUCGUACAACACCAUUUAUCGUGUAACGGAGGCUAGUAGUAUGACGGAUGGGAUUUUGGAUAGAAGCUGUCUUGGGAAUUCAUUGCAAUUUCCAUUUCCAUUUUAUAUCUCCGGAGAUGCUGCGAUCACUCCUGUUGAAGACCCUGGGUCCAGACUUGUAUGACCCGGACGUCUCCUACAAGGCCAACUAGGAACGGGCCUUGCGAGGAGAUGGUCCAGGAGCCUACGUCGUCUUCGUCACUAUUCGAGGCCGAAAGGGCAGGUUCUUGUGCGUCAGGGAAAUCCAGGAAUUGAUUAACCAUCUACAGGAG